UAGCUACAGCAGUUUCUAGACCUGUAUCCUGCCUUAAUCUGAAUCUACUGAAUUUGAAGAUUUACCUCAAAAUGUACGGUGGAGAUUAUCAGAUACAAGGAACAAUCUUCCCUGCUCCAAAUUUCAACCCUGUUAUAGAUGCUCAGAUGCUAGGGGGAGCCCUACAGGGAAUAAGUUGUGAAAAGGAUACGUUGAUUGAUAUUCUAACACAGCGUUGCAAUGCACAAAGACUUAUGAUUGCAGAGGCUUACAGAAACAUGUAUGGGAGGGAUUUGAUAACGGACCUGAAAGAGAAUCUUUCUGAACACUUUAAAGAAGUUAUGGUUGGCUUGAUGUACCCGCCUGCAUCCUAUGAUGCCCAUGAGCUCUGGCACGCCAUGAAGGGGGCAGGCACGGAAGAAAACUGUCUAAUCGAUAUAUUAGCCUCAAGAUCAAAUAUGGAGAUCUUCCAGAUGAAAGAGGCCUACUCAAUGCAAUACAAUAGUGAUCUUCAGCAAGAUAUUUAUUCGGAGACUUCAGGCCAUUUCAGAGACACACUUAUGAACCUUGCACAGGGAAUUAGAGAGGAUGGGUAUGCGGAUCCUGCCAUGGCUGCUCAGGAUGCAACGGUCCUUUGGGAUGCAUGUCAGCAAAAGACAGGGGAACACAAAAACGUGCUACAAAUGAUCCUGUGCAACAAGAGUUACCAACAGCUGUGGAUGAUUUUUCAGGAGUUCCAGAAUAUCGCUGGACAAGACCUAAUAAAUGCCAUCAAUGAAUGCUAUGAUGGAUACUUUCAAGAACUACUGGCAGCUAUAGUUCUUUGUGUUCGAGAUAAGCCUUCCUACUUUGCUUAUAGACUCCACAAUGCAAUCCAUGAAUUUGGUUUCCAUAACAAAACUAUCAUCAGGAUUCUGAUUGCCAGAAGUGAAAUAGAUCUCUUGACUAUAAGACAACGCUACAAAGAGAGAUAUGGAAAAUCACUGUUUCAUGAUCUCAAAAAUUUUGCAUCAGGACAUUAUGAAAAAGCUUUACUUGCCAUUUGUGCUGGUGAUGCUGAAGAUUAUUAAAGGAAGAAGGAUUCAAGCAAGUUGAGCACAUUUCUCUAGAAGUGUAGGUUCACUCUGUACUAUAUACAAGAAUAGAAGAAUCAAUGCUCUAUAAUUUCUAAUCUUUUCAAAAAACAAGAAAGUCUAUUUUUGGUCAGUAAUAUAUUCUUCUUUCCCUAAGCUCUGAAGAAAUUGUAGUACUUUGACUAAUACAAAUUAAUUAAAACAGUCUAAUACAAAUAAUACCAAAUAAAGCUAUAUACAUUUAUGUAUAUUAUUUAGUCCCUUGACAUCCAUCCUACAGCAGUACUUAGAACACAUAAUCAAAUACCAAUAACUAGAUAAUACAAAUAACCUGUUAAAGAGCCAGUGCACUUUAACUCUGGGGCAAAACAUUAUUUGUCAUUUACCUUAAUGGAUAUUAUUCUCCUUCUAAUUCAUUUUCCUGCUCUUUUAGACUAUCUUAAUAUCCAACUCUUAUGCCCAACAAUAGAUGUCAAACUCACCCAAGCUCCUGGGCCAGAUCUGAACCAAAGAGCUCCUCCUUACCAGCCAGAUCUAGAUGUAAGGAGCCUCACAGGCUGGAUCUGGACCCAGAAGUUGGGUGACUGGCAG
Messenger RNA from Gavialis gangeticus (Gharial), 1643 nucleotides. It is a transcript of the gene ANXA10, whose product is annotated as annexin A10. Lineage: Eukaryota; Metazoa; Chordata; Crocodylia; Gavialidae. The transcript has 12 exons. The coding region runs from base 72 to 1049 and encodes 325 amino acids. Gene Ontology annotation, cellular component: cytoplasm. Gene Ontology annotation, molecular function: calcium ion binding; calcium-dependent phospholipid binding. The record is from RefSeq and is a predicted model, not a curated record.